AUGGCGGAGCUCCCUGAGGCAGGCGGGCGCGGGCACUUCCGCCUCGGUAGCUGUCAUGGCGGAAAGGCGCGGCGCCGCGGGGGCUGUCGUGGUGACGUAGGGUCACGUGCCCGCUUCCCACGGUGCAGUGGGCGGCCGGCGUUGGUUGCCAUGGUGCCGGGAGGAGAGGUGACAAUUGUCCCUGGGCACCUUGUUCAGAAACAGCAGUGGUAUUUGUUGUACUGGUUAAGUGAGGCUCCAGAAUCAGGGUUAUUUAAGAGAACACAGUUUGUGAACCAGGUGAACCGGCAGUUGCUCACAGCUACACACAACUUAGAGCUAGCACUUGCAAGAUCCAAGUCUUCUCCUCCUCAAGAAGAAAAUAUGACUGUAACAGAGGAUUUUAGCAGACUAGAGAACACUUACCAAAUGGAAGCAGAGGUCUGUAUUAUAUUCAGUGAUUUUGGGAAAAUGCAGAAUGUUUGCAACCUUCUCACUGAAAAGCUAGGGAGCUCUGUUGCUAUCAGUGCGCCUCAUUUCUACCACACGCCAGAAGCUGUAGACACCCUUCGCCGUCAAGUAUGUGUUGCUGCUGUUGGAAACACAAGGCGAAAAGCACAAGAGGUCUGUCGAUUGUUUGGCCAGUCAUUGGGAAAACCUCUCUUAAUAAGAGAAGAAGAAACAAAAGAAUGGGGAGGCCACAGAGAUGGUCACCUGCCUGACACUUCACUGACUCUGCAGGAAAGAAUCCAGAAUGCAACUGUUUAUGCUUCUUGUAGAGUAUCUGCUGUAUUUGAGAUAAAGGGAAAGGAAAACAAAAGAAACAAGUUGCUCUAGA
Messenger RNA from Tinamus guttatus (white-throated tinamou), 817 nucleotides. The record is from RefSeq and is a predicted model, not a curated record. Lineage: Eukaryota; Metazoa; Chordata; Aves; Tinamiformes; Tinamidae.